Triplophysa dalaica is the source of this 1335-nucleotide messenger RNA. It is a transcript of the gene myl12.1, whose product is annotated as myosin, light chain 12, genome duplicate 1. Gene Ontology annotation, cellular component: cytoplasm. NCBI's taxonomy places the organism in Eukaryota, Metazoa, Chordata, Actinopteri, Cypriniformes, Nemacheilidae. The record is from RefSeq and is a predicted model, not a curated record. Gene Ontology annotation, molecular function: calcium ion binding. The transcript has 4 exons. The coding region runs from base 118 to 636 and encodes 172 amino acids.
UUGGUGUGGUCUGAAAAGGCUUGCGGAAGCUCCGCUGUGUAAGCCGGAAGUUUGGGCGGUGGUUGAACGCGCUAGCAGAUUCACUUGGAUUGUACGGUAAAGACGAACACAGCCAAAAUGUCAAGCAAACGUGCCAAGGGAAAGAUCACCAAGAAGCGCCCUCAGCGCGCAACUUCCAAUGUCUUUGCUAUGUUCGACCAGUCGCAGAUUCAGGAAUUCAAAGAAGCAUUCAAUAUGAUCGACCAGAACCGUGACGGGUUUGUAGAUAAGGAGGAUCUGCAUGACAUGCUGGCAUCUCUUGGAAAGAACCCAAAAGAUGACUAUUUGGAGGAGAUGAUGACAGAAGCUCCGGGUCCUAUAAACUUCACUAUGUUUCUCACUAUGUUUGGUGAGAAACUGAACGGCACAGAUCCGGAGGACGUUAUCCGAAAUGCAUUUGCCUGCUUUGAUGAGGAAGGAACAGGCUUCAUUAAUGAGGACUACUUGCGAGAACUUCUGACCACCAUGGGCGAUCGCUUCACAGAUGAGGAGGUUGAUGAGCUCUUCAGAGAGGCACCCAUCGAUAAAAAAAGCAAUUUUAACUACGUGGAGUUCACCCGCAUUCUCAAACAUGGAGCCAAAGACAAGGACGAUUAAAUGUAAAACAAGUGCCAUCCAGCCGCAGUCCUCUUCCUUUUAGAAAUCCCACUUUAGGCAAGAUGUUUUCUGUACUGUCCUGGAGCUUCUAUAGGAAUUAAGCUCUAUUCCUCCAUAUGUGUGUGUGAAUGAGAAUUAAGAAGGUGCACUCUGUAUAACCUCUCUAGAAUAAGACUAUGUGGAUGGAUUGUAACACAGUAUCACUGAAAAAGUUUUAUUGUAGCCCAUUACUUAAAUACUUCCCUCAGCUUAAAAUUUGACGUGGGUCUGUACACAAUUAGGUUCUUAUUGAGUUGCUUGAAUAUUUUUGGCACAAGGUGAAAGUUACAGUGUUUGUUCUUUGAUGUAUGUCAGUUAGAUCUAUUUCACCCUCAUCAUUUGUACACUUUAAGGUUGAUAGGUUUGGUUUGUAGGUCUGGGUUGAAUCUGGGUUUCUGAUGGAUCACAACUUUUUCUUAUAUGUUGUCCAUGUCUAUAAUUUGUAUCACCGAGUGUAACUUUUGAGUUUGCUAGUCGCACACAUACAAGUUGACAGCGUCAAACCUCUGAGACAGGGUCUUAUUCCUCUGUUCAUUAAAACUGGAUGCAAUGUGAAAAUGUUGUUGUUUUAGAUGCAUUUGAUCUAUCAUGGCCGGAUCUAACUGAAUUUUUACAUUUUAUAAUAUGAACUAUUUUGAAUAAAUGACUCUUAUUAAAACA